AUGGUGGGGCACAGGACAGCAACAAAGCCAAGCCGGAGCGACGAGGUGUUGGAAGCUGAUGAGCAGCUCAAGAUCGCCAACCAGAUCAGAGCUCAGUUCGACUCUGCAGCCCCAAAGCGACCCAUCAAGCCAAAUAGAAGCGAGCCCGAUUCUUCAUCAUCAUCAUCAACACCAAACCCAGUUGAGUAUUCCAUCGUUGACCAACCCAACAUUCCAGAGCUCGACAAGUUUCGUUCUCUCCAAUCUGAAUCCCCUGUUAUACUCUCAUCAGCAGAGGUAGCUACCACAGUACAAGAUGAGUUUGUGGACACAGAGUACUACAAGGAACUCAAUUCCAUUGACAAGCAACAUCACAUGACUGGAAGUGGGUUUAUAAAGGUCGUAAGAGAAGGGGGAAGCGAAUUUGAUGGGUUGGAUCUUCAGCUGGCUCAGAGCCAUGAUGAUGUCAUAGUGGGAUUGAUGAAGAUCAGAAGCAACCCUGCAACAAAUGACUGGGUUCCCAGGACUGAUGAAGAUGAGGCAUGGAUUUAG
Molecule: messenger RNA, 531 nt
Organism: Prunus armeniaca (apricot)
Lineage: Eukaryota; Viridiplantae; Streptophyta; Magnoliopsida; Rosales; Rosaceae
Source: the annotation of a GenBank genome assembly